AUGUCGCUCACAGCUCCUUAUACCAAUGCUAUGCGCAUUGGACAGGGUUUCAAUACCUAUACGCAAGAGAUUCGUCUUGAGAAUGCGGUGCGUGUAGGUGCGAGUGCUAGUGUGGAAAAAUCCAAUGGGAGUCUGGACACCAAACCGCAAUCAACUGCACCGCCGACGCCGCCCACGCCGCCCGUGACGCCGGAAAUCGCGUCAGCAAAUGGCCCGAGUGGGGAGAUCCCUACGGUGACCAUCAAUGGAGUACCGGGAUCACAAGAAGCACCAAAACUAGCGCGCAAUUCUCGCCCUGCAACACCUGGCUCCGAAUUUGGUGGUGCUGUUGACGUCGUCUCAGCUCCGCUGGAUGGUUUACCGUUUGAGAUUCCGGCUGGACCCGUACCGAAUACCAGUCAGAGUGUCACAUACUCUACCCGUGCUAUUGAGAAUGUGAGCGACAUCAUGGAUGCACUAAACAUCUCCACUUCCAUGUCUAUCAGAUAUGGAACCAUACAUGGCAACGGAAAUGCGUCCUUUGUAAACGAAGCGAGAGUGCUUGAUAGCGAACUAAACUACAUCGUGAGCGUUAUUGUCAACAAUGAUUCACAUUCGCCGAUCGAAGAUAUGGAAUUCCAGGAUAUUCCCGGUCUACCUCUCGAUAGGUUCACGGAAGUCUAUGGCGACAGUUUUAUAUCUGGCUUUACCGACGGUGGAGAAUUCAAUGCCGUUAUCUCUAUCAAGCUGAACGACAAGAGCAAAUACAAAGCCGUCAAACAAGCAGUCGACGUGCAAUUGGCCGUUGGUCCACCAACUUUGGAAAUUGGCGCAAAGGAAUCUUUCGAGAAAGAGCACAACGAAGCCUUAAAGAACACCGAGAUAUCCAUUUCUGUCAAUUGGGUUGGGGGUGGUGAGAUCAAGAAGCCCGAGGUCCCUUGGACAAUCAAAAGCGUUGUCGCCGUCGCCAAUGCCUUCCCUUCCAUGGUUGCCCGUUCUUCGGCGCGCACCCAAGCUGUCCUGACUAGGUACACAUCACUUCGGAGUUUUCAAAAGUGGAAAUGGGGCCGAUUGCUUGAAGAAAAGCGUGUUUGGGAGAGCGAUCCAAGAAACAAAGUGGGUGGCGAGUUCAACAGAGACGGGAAGAGGAGAUAUGAGGAACCAGUCAUUAUCCUCAACUAUGCACCGUGCUCACUCUACACGGCCGAUCUCUUCGACGCUCUUAUGAACUACAAGAAGUUGUGGAGGAAGAUAGGGGAAAUAUUGGCAAACCCGUCCCAGUAUAAAGUACGACCUCAGCCACCAAAAGAGCCGCUUAGCAGGAUAACGACAACAUCGUCUCUUCGAGCAAAGUCCUUGGCGAGAGCCGCCAACGGCACAAUCAAUAGCCCCGAAGUUGAUGAUCAAUCACCAUUUGAAGAUACAAUUGAUUUUGGCGGACUGCCGCGAGCCUUUACCUUCAACGUGGAGCAAGGGGAUGUGGGUUGGAACCUGCUCGAGAACAACCGGCGGCGUGACCCGAUUCCCCCUGAGCCCGUGGCGCUGAACGAGGCUCGUCUGCUUUGCAGAGAAGCUAUGACGUUGAUCACAGAAGAGGCUGCCAGACUUGUCGACCAUCCAGACCUUGCGUAUGCAGAGUUUGACGAGAGGACAAAGUCUACACGAAUGAAGCGUCCCAAUUAUGCGUACCCCGAAGUUCUCCAACAACGGCUACCUGUUCCUAUCCACAACGACAUCCUCUCGGACCUGUCGACUGAUGGUGCUUACCUCAAGACCAUUGCGUAUGCUGGCGAGGAUAACAUCUGGUUCGAGCCGGACAUGGUUGGAGACCCCAAGGCCAACGCUGCCGACCUUAGCCAAAAGUUUGGCAGCAUGAGCAAAUAUGAAGACUUUAGCUCGCUGGAGCUCACAGAGCCCCACGGUGCAGAGGGGCAGGGGCCCCUACGGCGUAUUUCUCUUCAUCGCUAUCGGCUGUCUUCAUGGAGGGGAUGGGUAGCAAAAGCAGGGCUGAAGCGCGCGGAUAAUGCAAUUGGCGCCAUCGGCCUUGCACGCCAUCACGACGACCCAGCUGCUGCAGAAGCCGAUGGUUGCCUGCACCAUCUGGGUCAUAUACAUCAUGGAGACCUUGCAGAUUCUCAGAAUUUCAAAGCCCUCGACCUGGGCAACGUGGACAUCACGAAAAUUGAUAUUGCCUACAUUCCCGGUACAGGCUACAUUGCUGGAAUGACCUUCUACGACCAGAUCGAUGGACAGCAUACAGAGAGAUUGCGUUGGAGGCAGUGGGAGGGCAAGGAGCCUGCUGGCCUUGUCCACAUCACCAAUGAGCCUCCGGACAGAGGUGAUGGAACGGUGUGGACCUUUGCCGGUUUAGCGGGAUCGUUCGUGGACACGAUGGGGAAUGGCCAUGUUCUGGCGCGUGUGACGGGGAUUUGGAAGAAGAGGAACGAGUGA
Molecule: messenger RNA, 2430 nt
Organism: Westerdykella ornata
Lineage: Eukaryota; Fungi; Ascomycota; Dothideomycetes; Pleosporales; Sporormiaceae
Exons: 4
Coding region: 1-2430 (809 amino acids)
Source: RefSeq, a predicted model, not a curated record